Molecule: messenger RNA, 2153 nt
Organism: Plectropomus leopardus (leopard coralgrouper)
Lineage: Eukaryota; Metazoa; Chordata; Actinopteri; Perciformes; Serranidae
Product: cleavage and polyadenylation specificity factor subunit 3
Biological process (GO): mRNA 3'-end processing by stem-loop binding and cleavage
Cellular component (GO): mRNA cleavage and polyadenylation specificity factor complex
Molecular function (GO): 5'-3' RNA exonuclease activity; RNA binding; RNA endonuclease activity
Source: RefSeq, a predicted model, not a curated record
CCCUCCUUUAUUCAUUCAGCAAACAGGACCGAUUUAUUUCUUCAAUUUUCACAUUUAUAUGCAACAUUUAACACACAAUGGCGACCAAACGCAAAGUAGAAGUGAUUGUUCCCGCAGAGGAGAGUGACCAGCUCCUCAUUCGCCCACUGGGUGCUGGUCAGGAGGUUGGGAGGUCAUGCAUUAUCCUGGAGUUCAAAGGAAGGAAAAUUAUGCUAGACUGUGGUAUCCACCCUGGCUUGGAGGGAAUGGAUGCUCUUCCCUACAUAGACUUGAUUGACCCAGCUGAGAUAGACCUGCUGCUCAUCAGCCAUUUCCAUUUGGAUCACUGUGGAGCUCUGCCUUGGUUCCUCCUCCAGAAAACCAGCUUCAAAGGCAGGACCUUCAUGACCCACGCCACUAAGGCUAUCUACCGCUGGCUGCUGUCGGACUACGUCAAAGUCAGCAACAUUUCUGCAGAUGACAUGCUGUACUCUGAAACUGAUCUGGAGGAGAGCAUGGAUAAGAUUGAGACCAUCAACUUCCACGAGGUGAAGGAGGUGGCUGGAAUCAAGUUCUGGUGUUACCACGCUGGUCAUGUGCUGGGAGCUGCCAUGUUCAUGAUUGAAAUAGCUGGAGUCAAGCUGUUGUACACAGGUGACUUCUCCCGACAGGAAGACAGACAUCUGAUGGCAGCUGAGAUCCCCAGUGUCAAACCUGACAUCUUAAUCAUAGAGUCGACCUACGGCACCCACAUCCACGAGAAGAGGGAGGAGCGUGAAGCUCGGUUCUGUAACACAGUCCAUGACAUUGUCAACAGAGAAGGCCGCUGUUUAAUUCCUGUGUUCGCUCUGGGGCGGGCCCAGGAACUGCUGCUUAUCCUGGAUGAGUACUGGCAGAACCACCCAGAGCUCCAUGACAUCCCCAUCUACUACGCCUCAUCGCUGGCCAAGAAGUGCAUGGCUGUGUACCAGACCUACGUCAACGCAAUGAACGACAAAAUCCGCAAGGCCAUCAACAUCAACAACCCUUUUGUCUUCAAGCACAUCAGCAACCUCAAGAGCAUGGAUCACUUUGAUGACAUUGGUCCCAGUGUGGUGAUGGCGUCUCCAGGUAUGAUGCAAAGCGGCCUCUCUAGAGAGCUUUUUGAGAGCUGGUGCACUGAUAAGAGAAACGGAGUCAUCAUCGCUGGAUACUGUGUGGAGGGCACACUUGCCAAGCACAUCAUGUCUGAGCCAGAGGAGAUCCCCACCAUGUCAGGGCAGAAGCUGCAGCUGAAGAUGUCAGUGGACUACAUAUCUUUCUCUGCCCACACGGACUACCAGCAGACCAGCGAGUUCAUCAGGGCCCUCAAACCACCACAUGUUAUCCUGGUCCACGGGGAGCAGAAUGAGAUGGCCCGUCUGAAGGCUGCGCUGAUCAGGGAGUACGAGGAUAACGAUCAGGUUCACAUCGAAGUCCACAACCCUCGCAACACAGAAGCUGUCACACUCAACUUCAGGGGAGAAAAACUGGCCAAGGUGAUGGGCUCUCUGGCUGAUAAGAAGUGUGCUCAGGGCGAGAGGGUGUCAGGCAUACUGGUGAAAAAGAACUUCAACUACCACAUCCUCAAUCCCUCCGAUCUUUCCACGUACACAGAACUCGCCAUGAGCACAGUGAAGCAGACCCAGGCCAUCCCCUUCACUGGACCUUACUCUCUGCUCGUCUGCCAUCUGAGGAACCUCACCGGUGAUGUGGAAGAGCUGGAAGGAACCGAAAAGAACACCUUGAGGAUUUUUAAAAACAUCUCUCUGACCCACGAGGUCGGCAUGGUGCUGCUGGAGUGGCUCGCAAACCCUCUCAAUGACAUGUAUGCUGACGCCGUCACCACCGUAGUGCUGGAGGUCCAGUCAAACCCAAAAGCUCAGAAAGCCAUGGAGACCCAGAGUGUUGUUAUGGACAUGGACAUCUUCCAAACGCGACUAGCAGUUAUGUUGCAGGACAUGUUUGGGGAGGAAUGUGUGGAUUUCAGCGACAGUAAAAACAUCUCCGUGACCGUAGAUGGGAAGACGGUUCUUAUCUGCUUGGAAACGAGGUCGGUGUGCUACGAGGAUGAAUGCACAGAGGACGACUCCCUGAGAGAGAUGGUGGAGCUGGCAGUGCAGCGGCUCUAUGACGCCCUAAACCCGGUCAUCUGA